AUGAAGGGCCGCGCGAUUGACGAGCUCGUCUACGAGUUCAUGUUCCCCAAGCCACGGACGAGCGACCCGCAAAACUUCCAGACUCUCCUCCACCGACACCUUAUCCUCGAAGUUCGUCAGGAAGUCCAUGCCUUCUACGGACAUCUCGACACCCAGGAAGCCAAGUACCCUGGCUUGGACUACUGUCACCGCAUCCACCGCAUCAGACUCAGCCGCUGGCCAUGGCACCGACGUCUCUUUCGGGCAUUCGACGGUUUGCGCCUCACCAACUCCGAGAUUGCAGGAUUGACCAAGUGGGAGGGCACCAAGUGGGCGAAAGAGCGGUUCGAGCGAGAUUCGGGUGUCAUCAUUCGGGACACGGCAGCAGAUGGCAUACCAGAUUGGGUCGAACCCGAGGACAGACCUCAACCGACAGAAGACUCGGCCGACGAAAAUAUGGAAGGCGAAGAUGAUAGCGAGGAAGAGCUGACGAGUAUCGGCGUUCCCCUGAACGAGCAACUCUUUGAGCGAGCAGCACGCCACGAGGCUGGCGAUACGUCCGAACCGCUCGACGAGGAAUGGGAGCAGUGGCUGAAGACCGCUAUAGAUUCCGGCCAGUUCCCUUUCCUCACGGACGAGGUUUUGGAACAGUCGAGCGAUGCGCACCUUAUCCCCCAGGCCCUGUUUCCGCCGCGUAUGCUCAGCGCGGCCAGAGCGGGCCACUGGCAGGAAAUCCCAGACAUUUUCCAUGGCAUGCUCCGCCAAAUCCUAGAACGCGAAGCAGUCAAUAGGAGCUUGGCAUUGUCGGGUUCGGAACCGUCUGAAACUCGCUCGUCGACGUCGAUCGAGAGCAUCAUGAGCAGGAUUGGCAACUGGCGUCGCACCUACUCCAAUCUUCGCCUUCCGGUAGCCGAAGCAAGCAGCAAUGUCACUUCCGAGGUACGACUCCAGCGUACCGCCCAACCUGGUGCAUAG
This is a messenger RNA of Anthostomella pinea, 954 nucleotides long. Lineage: Eukaryota; Fungi; Ascomycota; Sordariomycetes; Xylariales; Xylariaceae. The record is from the annotation of a GenBank genome assembly.